UUAACUUUCUUCUCAACAAAAGAAAAUAUAUAGCUAGCCACACACAGCAUUCGCGUUUCAAUAUUAUCAUACAGACUAUUGAUCUUAUUUGCUGCAUGAUGUUGUUUAUAACAACUGUAUUAUCUCUUAUAACUUUAACGUUUUGUAACAAUGAAUUAUGUCGGACACAAUGUGAUAGCACCUAUCCCCUUCAUACCAUGGAAAAGGUAGAAGAAUUACAAGCUUGCUAUUCUGGUUGCCGUUUUUCGUACAUCAAUGAAUUGAAUUUAAAGCAGAAUGAAAACUCUGUAGCUCUUUGUAAACUAGAUUGUGCUGGUGCAUUUCAAAAUUACAAGAAUUUGGAAGAUGGCUGUAAAAUUGGAUGUAAGCCUGUAGCAGCAAUAACUCGACCAAAAAAAUCUGAGGAAUUAUAUGAUUUUCGUUGGCAUCAACAGUUAUUGCAGCCAGUAUUUACCAUGCAAAAUUACUGUGUAAGGGUGUUUUACAAUGCUCGAAGUUAUGUAAGCUCAACAUAUCUGAUGGAAGAUGGUAAUGGCGAAAAAGUAAUCUUCAGGUUACAGUUAUCACCUCAAGUAACAUUUGGAGAGCAAGAUGAGAAUGUUCUCGUAGAUGUCGACAAUGAUUAUCAGCGAGCGCCAUCAUCAACACAAUCGCAAUCUUCUUAUUUACGACAAGCGUACGACCACAGCUCGAAAUGGUUUAACUGUGUCCAAUCAAAAACCGGCGUGCCGUAUUUACAUGUUGUGACGGUGUUGUUGCUUUCGCUGUUGUUUAUCGCAUGGGUGUGCUGUAGUACUUGUGAUGAUGACGACGAUGAGAAGGUGGAAAAAAUACAAAGGAAACACGUGUUUGCUCAAGAUUUUUACACAGGUGGAGACUGUGAGAAAGUGCCACUCUUCACCAUCGAUCCUGAAGAAGAGUUGGCAUUACCGAAGAAAUUACCAUACUUGUAAUGUGUCGUAAAAGACUCGUAAUUAUAGUAAAUUUUCGUUGUUUCGCUUACUCUAACUUUAACGAACGUUAACACUUACGGGUAACAUAAUAUUUAAUAUACAUCGGUGUUUCGAACGCUCGCGGUGGGAAAGGGGGUUUGUUCCAAUUAACGAACGUACGAUUACAAGAGGAACAAAGGGAGCAAUGAAUUUGUGCGAAAUGGUGGAUGUUUGAAUUAACAACUUUUUAAUUUAACAGUGUGUAUGUUAUUCCCAGGGUAAUUUUUUUGGCUGUAUUUAUUUUUUGGUCAUGAUUUUAGCACGUCAUUUUAUUCUGGUCUGCAUUUUUGCGGUAUGUGUAUAUAAAGAGCAUAGGGAUAACCUUUAUUGCUUCCAACACCUAAAUGAGUUACUCUAGGAUGCUUAAUACAGUAAAAGUCUUGAGUUGCUGUGGUGAAAAAUCCAAGACUAAAUAAGGGUUGGGAAAGUAUAGUUUAAGUCAGCUAAGUAACUUUUGAAAUAGCAAAUAGGAUUAGCUUUCAAGUUUUCACUUUACUGUAUUUCGCAUCCAAAAGUAUUAUUUGCGCACUAUUAUUUUGUAUUUGCUAUUAUUGUAUUGUAUAUAAACUUUGUGUAAAUUGUUUCCUUUUCUUUA
Molecule: messenger RNA, 1587 nt
Organism: Hydractinia symbiolongicarpus
Lineage: Eukaryota; Metazoa; Cnidaria; Hydrozoa; Anthoathecata; Hydractiniidae
Product: transmembrane protein 59-like
Exons: 7
Coding region: 96-953 (285 amino acids)
Source: RefSeq, a predicted model, not a curated record